This is a messenger RNA of Synchiropus splendidus (mandarinfish), 3046 nucleotides long. Its product is annotated as LHFPL tetraspan subfamily member 6 protein. Lineage: Eukaryota; Metazoa; Chordata; Actinopteri; Syngnathiformes; Callionymidae. Gene Ontology annotation, cellular component: membrane. The record is from RefSeq and is a predicted model, not a curated record. The coding region runs from base 417 to 1019 and encodes 200 amino acids. The transcript is spliced from 4 exons.
AGUAAAAUCCGAGUCCUGCCUCUGGGUGGAGAUUCCCGUGACUGACAGUCGCCUCCCGGGAGAGCUCCACGGACUUCCCUCCUACCCAGCAUAUCCCUCUCCGGGUCGGAAUGUGGGCUCUGGAUCUCCACACAUUUUCGCGCAGGGACGAGGAUUAACUGAGCCACGGAACCGAGCUGUAGUCGAACCGAGCCUCGUCCUGUUCUCCAUCCUCCUGACGUUGUCCCUUUUUCUCCGGACUGUGGAAAAGUUUGCGUCGGGAUUUGACACAGCUGGAGUCCGCGGAUGGACACGAGCUCACCCCGGGCACAAGAUUUCCUCCCAAAAUGGACCACCAGUCUGUGAGAAGGUGAGGACUCUCCGUGGGCUCAAACGUCAUCAGCUCAUUUCAAAAGUUCCGUGUGCGAUCGGCCACCAUGGCGUCCAGUCUGACGUGUACAGGUGUGAUCUGGACCCUGCUGUCCCUGCUUUGCGCCGCCGCCUCCUGCGUGGGCUUCUUCAUGCCCUACUGGCUGCUGGGCACUCAGAUGGACAAACCCGUGUCCUUCGGCACCUUCCGCCGCUGCUCCUACCCGGUGCGAGAUGAGGAGAGUCAGACCACGGUGAUGCUGGAGCAGUGCGGGCGCUACGCCUCCUUCAACGGGAUCCCCAGCUUGGAGUGGAGGAUCUGCACGGUGGUGACCGGCGUGGGAUGUGGUCUCCUCCUGCUGGUGGCUCUCACCGCUCUGAUGGGCUGCUGCAUCUCAGACCUCAUCUCACGUACCAUCGGUCGGGUCGCUGGAGGGAUCCAGUUUGUUGGAGGUCUGCUGAUCGGCUCCGGCUGCGCCCUCUACCCUCUGGGCUGGGACAGUGAGGAGGUGCAACAGACCUGCAGCAACAGCUCCAACCAGUUCCAGCUCGGUUCCUGCCAGAUCGGUUGGGCCUACUACUGCACGGGCGCCGGGGCGGCGGCCGCCAUGCUGCUGUGCACCUGGCUGGCCUGUUUCGCUGGGAAGAAGCAGAAGCAGUAUCCGUACUGACAGGAGGAGCGGGGGGGCGGAAGCGGCCGGAGACCUCGGGCCAGAACUGUGGACUCACAGCAGAACAGCACAGCAGGCACCAAAGACUCGGUCAUAAUGGUGCUCUGGACUUCAGGGGACGCUGCAGGGACUCUUUCAUAACAUGCGCACACACGCACACACACACACACAAACACACACACACACACAGACACUUUGAAACAUGGCUGUUCAGUGGAGAUGUUUGGACCAAUACGGUUUGUUGUCAGCAGAAGUGUGCGACCGUCACUCGAGAAUUUCACUGAGUUCAAAGGUCAUUCAACUUGCCGGUGGUGCGUUCAAGCAUGCAUGGGAAAAUCCCAUCUCAACCCUCCAUGCAGGCUACUGACAGCACAUCACAAGCCAAGCUUCCAUUUCAAUGUUUACAAAAUGUUACAUUCAAACUCCUGUCAAGUCAGUGGGACGUUUCCUUGGAAAGAUGGAUGCUGAUUUUCUUCUUUUAGAACAGAAUCCCCUCAAAAAAAUGUUUUUAUGCCUCAGUAUUUUUGAAAUUAUUUUAAAAUGUUUUUUAUCCUAAAAUAUACAAAUUCAAAUUAAAUUUAAAUAGCCAGUAUAUUUUAGUAAGCAAAAAAAAAGUUAAGCAAUUUCUUUGGCGAAUUAAUUUUAAAAAUUUAAGUAUUUCUUUUUAAAUAUUUAAUAUGCAAUCGCAUCUGUUUUAUUGUGACAAUUUUUUGCAAAAUUGUCACAUUUUUGUUUCAGAAAUAUUAUGAAGUAUUCUGUCUUGUAAAACUUCUUUGAGAGAGGGUUUUUUUCUUAAUUAUUCUUUAUUUUAAGUAAAAAAGUAUUGAGAGAAUUCUUUUAUUUUUUUAUAUAUUUUUUAUUUUUAAUCAAAGUCCCAGUAAAUUCUGAGUCAGAGCGACAGAAUGAAAGAAGAAAGAAGAAGAGCAGUAAACAUUAUUCCAGCGAGGAAUUUUCUUGACAACAAAAACGGGAAUUUUCUCGAGUGAACCCGCACACUUCUGCGCCAAACCUUUUCAAGCAAAGCAUUUUGUUUGUGGUUUUGUUCUCGUGACAAAGAGCAAAGUAAUAUUGCUUCAUUGUAUGGUGUUUCCUCCAUCUUGGCCUUAAAACCCACCAAGACGCAAUAAUAAUAAUCCAGACGCCCGGCCGCCCGCUCCCUCCGAACCCUGCUCCUCAUAUCACCUAUAAGCUUUUGUGUACGACGACGUAUUUUAUCAUGAUAGCACCUCUCUUUUUUUAUUCUUCACUCUUUCUUUGUCAUUGUUAUACUUUCCUUUGUUUUGUAAAUAAACGUUUAUGGAAACUCUCGACUUUUAUUCCGACCUGGUUGUGGAUUCGCUCUGUUUGUUGUCCGAUCGAUUCCGGCAGAGCGACGGAUUAUUGAUGAGUUAAAUCCCACAGCCUUCAAAUCAUCGGUGAUUUACACUGCCUUUCCCAGGAGGCCACGGGAGGAGCGGAGGCUGCUGCCGCAACAAACGUCACAGAGAAUCGGCUCGGCUCAUACGGGCUGCUCAUGCUGCAGUCUGGAACUGGGAAAUCCUGGAUGACGUCACCUGGCGGCGGAUUUCCAAGUCGGAAUGGAGAAGUGGAGAAUUCUUGCCACAGUGGUCAUGCAAUCCAAGAUGGCGGCUGGGCAUGUAAACAAUGAGGAGAGCUCCUGUAAUGUUUAUAUUCCACUCCUAUUUUUUUCUCCGAAUCAGUCAAAUACGUUGUAUAACAUGAAGAUUUUGCAGUGCUGUUUUAUAUUUUCAUGUUCAGCGGACCAUGCUAACAUUGGCCUUUGCUUGCCAGGUACGAUGCCUGUGGCACUUUUCAUGGAGAGUCUUCCAACUUCAGAGGUCACUGGCGCUCUAACAUCAGCGCAACCAUGAGUUUGGUGACCAUGACUCAACAGUUACCAGCUUUUGUUUUUGUGUCAACUAUAAUGUAAUUUGCAUUGGAGCUACAUAUUAGCCUCACUGUUUUUGGUGAUGGUAGUUUGGCUUUAGCGUCGAAGCUACACUCCAUGACACUACAUUUUCUUUUUA